UCUCCGACCUCACUUCUCACAUCUUUCUCGUGAAGUGGUGGUACGCCCCCAAUCAAUCGAGCUCUUUCCAUGGCGGCCUCCAUGGCGACCUCCUCCCUUGUCUCCAACCCCAAGCCCCUCCUCUCCGACCGCUCCUCCUUCGGCGGCCUCCGCCUCGCCUCCACUGUGCUCCGCCCCCACCAAAGCACCGGCCGCUCCUCCCUCUCCGUCACCGCCUCCGCCGCCCCCAAGUACGACCUCGACGCUUUCACCUUCGCGCCCAUCAAGGAGUCCGUCGUCUCCCGCGAGAUGACCCGCCGCUACAUGACGGACAUGAUCACGUACGCCGACACUGACGUGGUGGUCGUCGGCGCCGGCUCCGCCGGGCUUUCCUGCGCCUACGAGAUCUCCAAGGACCCCUCCGUCCGCGUGGCCAUCGUGGAGCAGUCCGUCUCCCCCGGCGGCGGCGCGUGGCUCGGCGGCCAGCUGUUCUCCGCCAUGGUCAUCCGCAAGCCCGCCCACCUCUUCCUCGACGAGCUCGGCGUGCCCUACGACGAGGCCGACAACUACGUUGUCGUCCGCCACGCCGCCCUAUUCACCUCCACCAUCAUGAGCCGCCUCCUCGCCCGCCCCAACGUCAAGCUCUUCAACGCCGUCGCGGCAGAGGACCUCAUCGUCAAGGACGACCGCGUCGCCGGCGUCGUCACCAACUGGGCGUUGGUCUCCAUGAACCACGACACCCAGUCGUGCAUGGACCCCAACGUGAUGGAGGCCAGGGUGGUGGUGAGCUCCUGCGGCCACGACGGGCCGUUCGGAGCCACCGGCGUGAAGCGGCUCAAGGAUAUCGGGAUGAUCGAGUCGGUCCCCGGGAUGAAGGCCCUCGACAUGAACACGGCGGAAGACGCUAUCGUGCGCCUCACCAGGGAAGUCGUGCCCGGCAUGAUCGUCACUGGCAUGGAAGUCGCUGAGAUCGACGGAGCUCCGAGAAUGGGGCCGACCUUUGGGGCGAUGCUGAUCUCGGGACAGAAGGCAGCGCACCUGGCGCUGAAGGCGUUGGGGCGGCCCAAUGCCAUCGACGGCAGCAUCGGAGCCGAGUCGGUACACCCGGAGCUUGUGCUGGCCUCGUCGGACGCCGGGGAGAUCGUGGACGCUUAGGGCUCUGCAGCAGGAAUAAGUUUUAAUUAGCUUGGACUAAAUAAGCAGUUGGGUUGUGAGAGGGAUGAGGAUGAGGCGUUUGGGAUCUAUUCUCGAUCCCCCUCUAAUCUCUAUGGAUGCUUAAAUUUAUCCUUGUCAAGAAAGAAAGAUAUGUCGUCUUCUCUUGCUGCUGCA
Molecule: messenger RNA, 1308 nt
Organism: Zingiber officinale
Lineage: Eukaryota; Viridiplantae; Streptophyta; Magnoliopsida; Zingiberales; Zingiberaceae
Product: thiamine thiazole synthase 2, chloroplastic-like
Exons: 2
Coding region: 70-1134 (354 amino acids)
Biological process (GO): thiamine biosynthetic process
Source: RefSeq, a predicted model, not a curated record